GCUCUGGUUCCUGCAGCUACGUGCAGGCAGUUUAUGGCUGCGUUAUACCGCUAAACAUGUCGAGGCGGGAUCCAUUUCCUUCUCCGAAACUGGAGAACGACUUCACUCUGAGCGGCUACAGGCCUCAGCAGAGGACGUUCGAUGAAUCCAGUCAGUUCUUCCAAACAGACGAACCCUGGAGCCGUCUCCACGACACCGCCACUCUGGCCAGCACCCGCCGCAGCGAUGCGACGCAUCAGCCUCAGGCUCCAAGAGACAGCCUGGACUUCCACCUGAGCUCCAUCUACGACCACCAUAAGGACCUGUUCUGGACCAAGAAUCAAACGCUGUGCCAGAGGGAAACUCUCAGACAGGAUCAUCGGAAAAGGGAAAACUUGGAGAAGCAGCGCAAGCUGGCAGAGGAACAAGCAAAUAGCAUCAGAGUUUGGGUCGACCCAAAGAGGAGCUCCAUUCACUGCGUCAGAUGACAGGUUUUUCUUUUUUUUUUUUAAGCUCAGGACGAGGCUUCGAGAACAACCCUCUUUAAACUGACAAUAAAACAAUCCUUACAGCGUUUC
Molecule: messenger RNA, 557 nt
Organism: Fundulus heteroclitus (mummichog)
Lineage: Eukaryota; Metazoa; Chordata; Actinopteri; Cyprinodontiformes; Fundulidae
Gene: cfap276
Product: chromosome 1 C1orf194 homolog
Exons: 5
Coding region: 57-467 (136 amino acids)
Source: RefSeq, a predicted model, not a curated record